This is a messenger RNA of Galendromus occidentalis (western predatory mite), 3771 nucleotides long. RefSeq names its product sister chromatid cohesion protein PDS5 homolog B. Bases 1 to 3771 code for a protein of 1256 amino acids. The transcript is spliced from 11 exons. Gene Ontology annotation, biological process: DNA repair; mitotic sister chromatid cohesion. The record is from RefSeq and is a predicted model, not a curated record. Gene Ontology annotation, cellular component: nucleus; chromatin. NCBI's taxonomy places the organism in Eukaryota, Metazoa, Arthropoda, Arachnida, Mesostigmata, Phytoseiidae.
AUGGCACAUCUGAAAGUGGUUUACCCGCCGGGGGUGAAGGAGAUAUUCGCGGAGCUUCCGGAAGAUGAUCUGGCGAGGCGUCUGAAAGAAUGUGCGCAGGCCUUCCAAAACAUGAAUCAGGAGGACGACAAUUCGAGGUAUUCCGAUCUGGCUCUGCAUCUCGCCUCGGAGUUCUUCUUGGAUCAUCACUCGAAGGACGUCAGACUUCUGAUUGCCUGCUGCAUCGCCGAUGUCUUCAGGGUGUUCGCGCCUGAAGCCCCGUAUAAAGAUCCGGAACAGUUGAAAGCCAUAUUCGAGUUCUUCAUCCAACAACUCAGAGGUCUGGAAGAUCCGAAGAACCCGACCUUCAAGCGAUAUUUCUAUCUCCUCGAAAACUUGGCGUCGGUCAAAACCUUCAAUAUCUGCUUGGACAUCGAGUGUGAUCAGCUCAUCAUCUGCAACUUGUAUGCUCUCAUCCUCUCCAUUGUCAAUGAUUUCCACAGCUCGAACGUCAGAUCCUUCAUGGUGAAUAUGCUGUGUCCUCUGAUCAACGAAGCUGAUACCGUAUCCCAAAAAUUGAUGGACACUCUUCUUGCCUACAUUGUUUCGCCCAAAAAAGGAACGCAUAAGGUGGCCGCGGAGCUGUCGAGAGCAAUACUUGAGAAUACAAAGGAUGCCUUGCGACCCCAUUUACAAUCUUUUUUCAAUAACUAUCUGGUCCUUGGGAAAACCGGUGGCUCAGUUCUCAUUCCGACAAUUUACGAGCUCAUCUACGAGUUGAAUCACAUUCUGCCGGAGACCAUGGCCGGGGUUCUGCCUCAAUUGGAGAUGAAGCUGAAAUGCAAGGAGAACAACGAGAGACUAGAGGUGACGAAAUUGGUCGCUCGAAUGUUCUCUGAGAAGAACUCGAACCUUGCCGGUCAGUACCCCGCUCUAUGGAAUGCGCUCGUUGGCCGCUUCAACGACAUCAAGCUCCAGGUCCGUAUGAGAUGCGUUCAAUACUCGAUGCAUUUUCUUUUGAACCAACCAUCUCUGAGAGCGGAUAUCACGAACACCCUCAAGACACGGCAACAUGACCCUAACGAAAGCGUCAGAUUCGAAGUUGUGAUGGCCAUUGUGGAAGCAGCGAAGAAAAAUUUCGAAUCGGUCAGCAUCGAUCUCCUGAACAUUGUUAAAGAGCGAACCCUGGACAAGAACUUCAAGGUUCGACGAGAAGCUCUGCUGGGAUUAGCGCACAUAUACAAAAAUCUCACCUGUGGACCGAGUGAGACCGAAGAUCCCAAUAUAAUUGAGUGCAUUUCCUGGAUUAAAAACAAGGUCCUUCACAUUUACUAUCAGAGUGAGCUUGAGGACAGAUUGAUCGUGGAGCGAAUCCUCCACAGCUGCCUGGUGCCUUAUCAGUUACCAAACGAAGUGAGAACAUUCAAAUUGUACCAGCUGUUCGCAACUUGCGACGAGCACGCCGUCAAAGCCCUCAUCGAAAUAUUGAAAUGCCAACAUGCCAUACGACAACAGAUCAAACAGGUCGUGCAGCUGAUAGGUCAAGAAAACGACGCGGACCGACAACAGGAGCUACAAACUCGGAUCGUUCACAUGGCGAGAAACCUGCCCGAGCCCGUCAGAGCUCAAGAGUAUUUAUUUAAACUCGCCGAGCUGCUCAAAACCUCACCCACAACAUAUCAACACAUGGUUCUAAUCUUGGAUGGGAGCGCAACGUGCGCAAACGCCGAGCAGAGCGUCAAAGAAGUUCUGAAAGCUCUCGGUCUCCCCGUACAGACGAACUCGUUCUUCGUGACCAUAAAGCAGAUGCUCGAGAGAAUCGCGCCGGUCGUCAUCGAUUCGUCCGGCAUCAAGCAAAUUUUCGAAUACGUUCAAGAUUCUCUCCGUGGCAACGGAGAGAUAGACGUUCAGUGCAACGUUUCGCAAUCCGGCUAUCGGGGUUUGGAACUGUUGCACACGUUGUCCGGUGUUUUUCCGAACGCUUUCAUGACGGAAGAAAUAUUCGAAAUCAUCUAUCAUUUCCUCGGUUUCGACUGUGCGCGCACCCAAGUCCAGACGCUUCUGGUCCUGUCGAACGUGAGCAAAGAUCUCGAAGUGAGUUUCCCAAACAUAGCGCAGCGCAUACAGCCCGUAGUUCAGAACUUCGUCGAGAACGGAACCCCAAAACAAGCCAAGUACGCCGUUCAAUGUCUCUACAACAUGGUAUUCAACAAGGACCGAGUCCUCGGCGUCGUCAUCGAUCACCUCAAGCAUCAUCUCACUCUCGAAUCGCCAAAUUUCGAAACCGCCCUCGUAUCACUGGGACACAUAGCUCUCUUGUUGCCGGAGACAUUCUAUCAACAAAUGAAGAGCAUCGUCAGUAAAAUUGUUGUGAAGGAGCUCUUGAUGACCGACAAAGAAGAGCCCCGCAUGAGCGAGUUGCAGUGGUGUGACCAGGAUGCUCUGCCGCAUGAAACGCGUUGCAAGCUGGCCGGCCUCAAAAUGAUGGGUCGGUGGCUCGUGGGUUUAUCGAAUCUCCAUCAACAACAGCAACAGAACGCUCAGCCCGAACAAGAGGUUGAGAUGGAGCAGAGUUUGCAGGCGAUAACUGGGAAUGCGGCCAGUACCCUCCGACUGUUGGUGCGAAUGCUCAAAAACCAAGGCGAUCUCAUGGAGAAAGAACACGUCAGCGACUGCGAGAAAUCUUAUCUGCGACUGUGGGCUGCCUCCUGUAUCUUGAAAGUAUGUUCUUGCACGGUUUACGCCGACGUCAUCACCCAGUCCCAGUUCCAGAGACUCGUGACGAUAAUAACCGAUCCCGUCGACGAGGUCCGGGAGAAGUUCGCGGCCAAGCUCCAUAAACGACUCAUGUCCCUACAGUUACCUCUUCAGUUUAUGGCUCUAUUGUCGUACGGCGGCAUUGAGCCUCGACCCCAACUCAAAGCCAAGAUGAGACAUUAUCUCUUGAAUAAUAUCACUCGCCGGCGGGAAUACCUCAAAGCGAAUCCGAUCACCACAGCGAAACUGCUCACGAUCUUGCCCGAUUACGUAGUGGUAUACUUGAUUCAUUUAAUGGCCCACGAUCCUCUGUACGAAGAUCCCUCCGAUGUAUCGGCUCUCAAUCGCAUCAAAGAGUGCCUGUGGUUCCAACUGGAGCCGCAUUGCACGAAGAACGAAAACUACUCGUUCUCGUAUUUCAAGAAACUUUUGGAGGGCAUCAAACGAUCGAAAGACCGUCAGGAUCCAACGAGCGAAACCGCAAACCACCGACUGUAUGCGAUAUGCGACCUCACUCUAGCCUUGAUCAUGGCUAAAACUUCGAACUUCAACAUGAGGGAAGUUCCUCAAGAAGCUCGCUUGCCCGCCAAAUUAUUCGUGUUGCCCGAUAAAAGUACUCCCCAAAACUCGAAAUUCUAUCUGCCGUGCGAGCUCGGUUUCACGCCGCCCCGGAAAAUCCAGGAGAGCACCAAUCGAGGGUCGGCGGCGCCCCAGGGCUCGAAGAAGGAGUUGGCGUCUGGACACCAUACAGUCCACAAUAUAAGCAACACGAACGAUAGCGAGGUCCAACAAGCUGUCUCGAAUAUUCUGAAUAGUUCUUCAGCCGCCUCCGCGCCGCAAGCCAUUCCCUCGGAAUCGAUCUUAUUGGAUCACUCAGGAUCGGUUGUGCCUACCGAAAUCGCCCUCGAGCUAGACAACCAGAAGAACGUGAAGAGACUUGUCGAGGAAGAGAAUCGCGAAGGUUCGAGGAAGCGAAACCGCCUGGGACAGGAACAAGCAUCCAACGGGCAGCAGGUACAUCACUGUUUUCUUUAG